AUGACGUCCCCGCUAAAGACAACAACGCCCUUCGGAUACAACCCUCACACAGCAGCACCCCCCGUCGUCGACUUCACACCCUCUAAACCUACUUCAACAGGAGGAGGACUGGUGGACCAGGUCAAGGAGGCCUGGACAAACGUGAACCGUUUCCGGGAUGGAUUGAAUUUGCCCAAUCCGGGAACCUUUGAGGGUGCCAGCCGGGAAGUCAAGAACACGUUCUUGACAAACCAUGUAUUUGACGGGGCAAGAUGCGACAUCACCAAGGUCCUGACACCCAACUUCCAAGUCACCCACUCCUUCGCCAUGGGCGCCGCCGCUUCUCCUUCCACCUACAAUUUCGGUACCGCCUUUAUCGGCCAGCAGUCGUUCUUGUCGGGGAACUUGGAUACGGAUGGGAAUGUUCAGGCGAGGGCCAACUACGCGUGGAGCAACACCAACGUCUCCAAAGUUCAGUCGCAGGACUACAACGGCAAGGACUUCAACUUAAACCUGAAGGGUGUCAACCCCUCCCCAACAGAAGCCACAGGAAUCUUCAUCACCUCCUACCUCCAAUCCAUCACCCCCAACCUCGCCAUCGGCGCAGAAGCCGUCCACCAACGGCCUACUCCACAAGAUGCCGAAACCACAUACUCGUACGUCGCCAAAUAUACAGGUCAGGACUACAUCGCCACAGCGACUUACCAGGGAUUCGGGGCUCUCCAGGCGAGUUAUUACUUGCGGUACUCGGAAAGGGUUGAUUUCGGGACAGAGAUUCAGUUGGUCACGGCGGGUGGGAGACGGGAUGCGGUCGCGACCGUGGGAGGCAAGUUUGAAUUCCGGAGGUCAACUUUUAGAGGACAGGUCGAUACGACGGGGAAGGUUGCCGCCGUGUUGGAGGAGAAGAUUGUCCCGGGCUUUUCGUUCCUUGUCAGCGGCGAGAUGGAUCAUGGCAAGGGUCAGAGCCGAUUCGGCGUUGGGAUGAUGUGGGAGGUCUAG
Linnemannia hyalina is the source of this 978-nucleotide messenger RNA. NCBI's taxonomy places the organism in Eukaryota, Fungi, Mortierellomycota, Mortierellomycetes, Mortierellales, Mortierellaceae. The record is from the annotation of a GenBank genome assembly.